UCAGGGAAAGGAGUAACACAGGUGUGUUGAAACUUGGUCAACUGCCAGAGCUAGAUUAUGAGCUCAUUUGAUCCACAGAUACACUCACCACACCGCUGCAGCCCGCAAUUUCCUAACAUUGGGCAGGAGCCUCCUGAAAUGAAUAUCUACUAUGAAAAUUUAUUUCAUCCACAGAAUAUUCCUAGUCCACAGAGGCCUACAAACUUUGAAACAGGGGACUACAAUGCUACACCCAACCCUUACUUGUGGUUAAAUGGACCUUCCAUUAACAGUCCACCUUACCUACCGGGAACCAAUGGCAGCCCAUACAUCCCACCAGCCUAUGGGAUGCAAAGGCAGUUCUUGCCUAACAUGCACGGCUUGCCAGGGAAUGAAAUGGGCUGGCUCCCAAUGCCUUCUCAAGAAGAGCUGAUGAAGCUGGUCAGGCCACCUUAUUCCUAUUCUGCGCUCAUUGCCAUGGCCAUCCACGGAGCCCCGGACAAGAGACUGACCCUCAGUCAAAUCUAUCAGUAUGUUGCUGACAACUUCCCAUUCUACAACAAAAGCAAAGCUGGUUGGCAGAAUUCCAUACGGCACAACUUGUCUCUCAAUGACUGCUUCAAGAAGGUGCCCCGGGAUGAAGAUGACCCAGGGAAGGGCAAUUACUGGACUCUGGAUCCGAACUGUGAGAAGAUGUUUGACAAUGGAAACUUUCGGCGGAAGAGGAAGAAGAAGUCUGACUGCAGCGCCAGCACAGCGUCUCUUGCUUCUGACAAAUCGGAGGACAGCGCCUUAACUGGCAGCCCCAAGGCGGCGGCAGAGCACCAAGACAUGCUGGAGAACUCAUCUUCUGGAACAGAGAACUCCCCUGACAAGAGAUCUUCUCCACCACCAUCGUCCACCACUCCCUGCCUCAACAACUUCCUGUCCAGCAUGACAGCUUAUGUGAAUGGGUCCAAUUCAGUCAGCCGCUCAGUGGCCCUAGGACUUGGCACCGAUGCUGGUGACAAAAUGGGACAGAACGUGGUAGGCUUCAACUCAUACACCCCUCUUGCCAACAUCUCCAGCCAUGGCAGUGGAGAGCCAUGGUCCAAUUCCAUGUCCUCUGGUCAUCUUGGCUAUGGCAGCUCAGUUCUCAACCAGUUCAACAGCAGCUUUUACAACAGUCUUGCUGCAAAUAAUACUCUAUAUUCCAGAGAGGGAACUGAGGUGUAAACAGAGGAAGGUCUUGUGAAAAGAGGGGAAAGUGUAAGGAUACAGGGAGAGAAAAUUUUGUCGGGAAAGGUGCUUCACAUUAGACCCCUCACUUCUUUCGAUUUAUGUUAAGAUACACCAAAAGGGUAUCUCUGUCACGGCCAAUGUUUUCAGGUAGUGGUAUUCAUAGACCACAGAGGCUUCAAGCUGCACUGUACAGCCAUGAUUAACAGCAGACUUCCGCUUGUCUUAGGAUCUGUACAGGACAGCAUUUCAUUUUUAACUCCAUAGUAAUCACUGCUUCAAUACUUUCUGCCAUUAAAACAGAAUGGAAUCAUCACUUUACACCUAAGACUGCCUUGGAAAAGCUACCCUUCUGUUGCUUGGUCACCAUACAAAGGGGGGGAAAUGACUAAAGCUUCAUGAAAUGGUCUUGAUUCUGCUUUCUUGCUUAACUGAAAACAUAAGGCAUGAUCCGGUCAUUGGCAAAUAUUUUUAAAUCUCAUUUAUUUUCCAUUGGAGAGCUGAUGAUUCUCCUCAGCUGAAACCAAUGGGAUUUAAAAGCACUUAACAUUGACCGAAUCAUGUCCAUGAGAUCUGCUACUUUCUUCAGAAUAUGUACAUGCAUUCUGAUGGUUCUGUGAAACAUGAUAUAACAACACUUAAUGGGGGAAAGUGUAACAAAGGGUAGGAAGUACUAGAAACUUCUAUUCCUUCUUAAUAAAAUGUGUAUUUAAAAGCCUGGCCUUUAAUCUUUUAUGUUUACAGAUGUGAGGGUAAAAAGAUUUCAGAACAGGAAUUGAUAGUUUGGGUCUGUUUCAAAACCCAUUACCACUACUGGUAUUUAAUAAAUAAAUCUAAAACUCAGUUUGCAGCCAUGGUUAGUCCAGGUAGCCAACCUGACAUAGAAGUUGUCACUGAUUAUUUUGUUGUGUAGGUUGCAAAUGUGUGAGCUUAAGGACAAAAUAUGAUUGCUGCACAAUGCUGUUAAAACAAGACAAUGUAUCUAAAUCCUAGCAUGGUGUUUGUGUGGAAAGGUAAAAUUUCUAUGUACUCGCCAAGUUUCAACACUGCUAUUUUAUGACAACCUAAGAAUCUUUCAUGUUGGUUGCUAGUGCAUUUUCCAAGGGGGAAAAAGAAGUCUUUUUAUUUUACAGUUCUUAAACAAUCUCUGUCCACGGUAUUAACACAAAGAGGGCAUUCUUUUUUUUUUAACCUGAAGGUUAAUUUAUGUACACCUUUCUUAUACAAUACUGUAAAGCAUAAACUUGGGGCAGUUUUGCAGUGCAAUCCUGUACAUGUUUACUCAUAGGUAAGUCGCAUUAAGUUCAAUGGGCUUUACUCUGAGAUAAGUGGGUAAAGGAUUGCAACCCUAACAAAUGCUCUCUGGCAAGGUUGCCAAGGGGACCUUUAUGUAUUAUGACGACAAAGAAAACACUGUCGCUUGAUAUUUUUAUUCUGCAUAUUUUGGUUACAGUUUCAUUAAGGGCACAUGCAGGGAAGUAUUUUUUAAUAAAAUAUUUGUUUGUAAAAACUGUGUGUAUUGUUUGACAGUAACUGCCAAAACAAAUAAGAACAAAAUGGAUUAUUGUGAUGUUCUUCUGACAACAGCUCAAGAUCUGGAGAUUUAACUUUCUGCAGGCUGGUGGGGGUGGGGAACUAGCACAACAAAUUCUUACUCAAAGGGGCGAACAUGGCAACAUUUGCUUGCCUGCUCUUUAAUAUCAGUGAGCUACAUGCCCUGAUCACAAAGUAACACCUACAAAGCAUGACACAAAUGUCAAAUGGGUCAGCUAUAGUUAUCACAUACCACUUCCCAAACUGAAAGGCCAGUAUUAAGUUGCAUACAAAAAAGUGACACAAAUUGCCUAACUAGUGAAAGAGGGAAAUACGUAAUGAUGAUCCAGCUAAAUUAAAAUAGUCCUGAUUACAAUGGAACAGAGUCAACAGCAUGGCCUUCCAGUGGAGUACGAUUUGGCUGCACCAAGCUCAAAAUCUGUCUCUGGGCGAACUUGUGGCAAUGUCUGUUUAUGAGUAAAUAUAAUGUGUUUUAUGCAAUAUAGUAGUAAUAAAUAAUUAUUAUUAUUAUUAUUAUUAUUAUUAUUAUUAUUAUUAUUUAUUAUUUAUACCCUGCCCAUCUGGGUGGGUUUCCCCAGCCACUCUGGGCGGCUUCCAACAAAAUACUAAACUACAGUAGUCCAUCAAACAUUAAAAACUUCCCUAAACAGGGCUGCCUUCAGAGGUCUUCUUCCAGACAUCUGGGAGCGAUUUGCACAAGCAGAACUUCUACUUGUGCAAUGGGACUUCCUCCCUGCCCGCUGCACACACAGAAGCCAUUCUGCUGCCAUUCUGCUUGCUCCCUUAUUUAGCUGAGUACUGCCUGUCCGGCAGAAUACUGACUUAACUUGCUGCAGACAUAAAGACUCCCUCUUAGCCACAGAGAGCUUUUUUAUCAAACAGAGGGAUCCCACUGGAGGAGAAAGGAGAGGCUGACAAGACUACUGGCAAUCUCCUUCCCCCUGCAGCCCCCAGCACAAGCUCCCACCCCUGGUCCAGAAGGUUCCCCAGCCCUCUGGAACAAUGGAAGAGUGUUGCUUGAGGCUACAGAGGGAAGGGGAAUUAUCAAAAGACAGCCUCCACUCCCUCAGCCACUGGGAGCAAAGUCUGAAUCCCGUCCAUUAUGUGAAUGAGUUGGUCUACUGUAAGUUGCCUUGAACACUGUGAGAAGCUGGGGGUUUAUUACAGUCCUGCCUGAGGGUGCGUGGGUGGGUGGGGAACAAUAACUUUAGUCAACUAUUUACAUAUAGCGUAAAGUGUGAACGUGCAUUAAUCCACAUGUCUGAAAAAUGAAAGCAUGCAGAAAGGAAAUGUGAAUGUUUUAUGCAAUAGAAGCAGUUAAAAAAACCAAAACCCUGCCAUACUGCUUAAGAUUUUCCCACUUGAAAUCUGAGAUUUUCCAUCUGUCAAAGCAAAGUACUUAUGGGACAUCUGUGUUUGGGUUUGGAGUAAUCUGGGGACAUAAUGGCUAUCCUGCAUUACUUUACCCUCAUGUCCCUGGUACACUGAUAUCCUGCAGUAUUGGCUCCAAUGGUCCCUCUUA
Zootoca vivipara (common lizard) is the source of this 4273-nucleotide messenger RNA. It is a transcript of the gene FOXI1, whose product is annotated as forkhead box I1. Gene Ontology annotation, molecular function: DNA-binding transcription factor activity, RNA polymerase II-specific; RNA polymerase II cis-regulatory region sequence-specific DNA binding. The record is from RefSeq and is a predicted model, not a curated record. Gene Ontology annotation, biological process: cell differentiation; anatomical structure morphogenesis; regulation of transcription by RNA polymerase II. Lineage: Eukaryota; Metazoa; Chordata; Lepidosauria; Squamata; Lacertidae.